AUGGCCGAAGUCAAGCCGACUUCGGGCGGCAACAACGCCUACCACAACUUCCACAAUGACUUCCUCCACGUCCAGGACGUCAACGAGCGGAAGCGGCUCGCCCUCGCCGAGGUCGACCGCGCGCCGUUCGGUUGGUACCACGUCCGGGCCAUCGUCGUCGCUGGUGUCGGCUUCUUCACCGAUUCGUACGAUAUCUUCACCGUCUCGCUCCUGACCGUCAUGCUUGGCGUCGUCUACUACCCGGGCGUCGGCACCAUGCCCACCAGCUCCGACACUGCCAUCAAGCUCGCCACCUCCGCCGGUACCGUCCUUGGCCAGCUCGGCUUCGGUGCCCUCGCUGAUAUCGUCGGCCGUAAGCGCAUGUACGGUCUCGAGCUGAUCAUCAUCAUCUUCGCCACCCUCGCCCAGGCCCUCACGUCUUCGUCUCCGUCCAUGGACAUUGUUGGUGUCAUCAUCUUCUGGCGUGUGGUUCAGGGCGUCGGCAUCGGCGGUGACUACCCGCUGUCGAGUAUCAUCACCUCCGAGUUCGCGACGACCAAGUGGCGCGGAGCCAUGAUGGCCGCCGUGUUCGCCAUGCAGGGUCUCGGCCAGCUCUGCGCCGCCUUCGUCAUGCUCUUCGUCACGCUGGGCUUCAAGUCGUCGCUCGAGACGUCGCCCUCCCUGAAGACCUGCACCGGCGGCUGCGCCGAGGCGGUCGACAAGAUGUGGCGGACGCUGAUCGGCUUCGGCGCCGUCCCCGGCUGCAUCGCCCUCUACUACCGUCUCACCAUCCCCGAGACGCCCCGGUACACCUUCGAUAUCAAGUUGGACGUCGAGAAGGCCGAGGGCGACGCCGAGGCCUACCUCAAGGGCAAGUCGGGCGCCCACCCCGACGAGGUCAGACGCGCCGCCGCUCAGAAGCAGGCCGCCGAGCAGCUCAGGGUCCAGAAGGCCAGCUGGUCCGACUUCUUCCGCCACUACUCCAAGCCCAAGAACGGCCUGCUCCUGGCUGGUACUGCUCUGUCCUGGUGCUUCCUCGAUAUUGCCUACUACGGCGUCUCGCUCAACAACGCCACCAUCCUCAACGUCAUCGGCUACUCGACCAGCAACGCCCACAACACGUACGAGAUCCUCUACAACACCGCCGUCGGUAACCUGAUCAUCGUGCUGGCCGGCGCCGUGCCGGGCUACUGGGUCACCGUGUUCACCGUCGACACGCUGGGCCGCAAGACGAUCCAGUUCAUGGGCUUCACCAUCCUGACCAUCCUCUUCAUCGUCAUGGGCUUCGCGUACAACCACCUCUCGUCGAACGGCCUGCUCGCCAUCUUCGUGCUGGCCCAGUUCUUCUUCAACUUCGGCCCCAACGCCACCACCUUCAUCGUGCCCGGCGAGUGCUUCCCGACCCGGUACCGGUCCACCUCGCACGGCUUCUCGGCCGCCAUGGGCAAGAUCGGCUCCAUCAUCGGCCAGGGCGCCAUCGCGCCGCUGCGCACCCGGGGCGCCACCAAGACCAACGCGAACCCCUGGAUGGACCACGUGCUCGAGAUCUACGCGCUCUUCAUGCUCCUCGGCAUCGGCAGCACCGCCCUGAUCAAGGAGACCAAGCGCAAGACCCUCGAGGAGCUCGCCGGCGAGGCCGACGAGGAGGACCUCGCCGGCCCCACCCUGCCCACCACCGAGUCGGCCUUCAGGGGCAACGGCGACUCGGCCGCCGAGAAGAGCCAGCCGGAGAGCAAGUAA
Molecule: messenger RNA, 1719 nt
Organism: Thermothielavioides terrestris NRRL 8126
Lineage: Eukaryota; Fungi; Ascomycota; Sordariomycetes; Sordariales; Chaetomiaceae
Exons: 2
Coding region: 1-1719 (572 amino acids)
Biological process (GO): transmembrane transport; phosphate ion transport
Cellular component (GO): membrane
Molecular function (GO): phosphate transmembrane transporter activity
Source: RefSeq, a predicted model, not a curated record